This is a messenger RNA of Xenopus laevis (African clawed frog), 2307 nucleotides long. It is a transcript of the gene coil.L, whose product is annotated as coilin L homeolog. Gene Ontology annotation, biological process: spliceosomal snRNP assembly. Gene Ontology annotation, molecular function: U1 snRNA binding; U2 snRNA binding. Gene Ontology annotation, cellular component: nucleus; Cajal body. Lineage: Eukaryota; Metazoa; Chordata; Amphibia; Anura; Pipidae. The record is from RefSeq and is marked provisional.
AUAUAUAUAUAUAUAACAAGGUUCAGUGAAUAUUCAAUUAGGUUGACACCCACCCUGUGAGACUCUGCAGUCUGCAGACAGGAAGUGGAAGUAAGUGCUGGUCUGUGUUAAUAGAAGGGGACGGUGCAUUUAAGCUCCACAGUGUUAGAAGCAAAAAGUGAGCGCACGUGACGCUGUAGUUGGAGUGUGCUUCCUGCAAAUUGUAUCUGUGACACUUCCUCAACAAUAUGGCGGCGCCCAGUCCGGUCCGUGUGAAGCUGCUCUUCGACUAUCCGCCGCCGGCGAUUCCUGAGAGCUGUAUGUUCUGGCUGCUGCUGGAUGCCAAGCGAUGCCGGGUAGUGACUGAUCUAGCCAGUAUCAUCCGCCACAAGUACAUGGAUGGGCAGGGAGGCGGCAUCAGCCUGUAUGUGGAGGAUUGUCUUCUGCCCCCAGGGGAGAGCAUCCUAGUCAUAAGGGACAAUGACUCCAUCAGAGUAAAGUGGGAUGGAGCUGCCAUAGAGAGAAACCAAGAAGCAGAAACCUGUAACGAUGGAGCACAGAACAAAUCCAAGAAACGACACUGGAAAAAAUCUGAGGAUGAAUGUGACUCUGGCCAUAAAAGAAAGAAGCAGAAAAGCAGCUCUACCCAAGUGGAUCUCAAGUCUGGGAAGGAUGGCGGUAUAAGAGAUAAGAGAAAACCAAGUCCCCCAAUGGAAUGUAAUGCUAGUGACCCUGAGGAACUCAGAGAGAGUGGAAGGAAAACGCACAAAGGAAAACGCACAAAGAAAAAAUCUGAAGCUCCUAUAGAAAACCCACCUGACAAACAUAGCAGAAAGUGUCCCCCACAAGCUUCAAACAAAGCCCUAAAGCUGAGUUGGAAGAGACAAACCUCAAGCAGUGAUUCUUCUGAUACCUCAUCCUGCAGUGAUCAGCCCACCCCUACUACUCAACAGAAACCUCAGUCAUCUGCAAAAAGGCAGAACCAGGCUGCUACCAGGGAGUCGGUUACCCACUCUGUGUCACCCAAGGCUGUAAAUGGAAUCUCUUCUACGAAGAACAAGAAGGCAGAUGCCCCCAUCUCUAGUUCUGAUAUGGACACUGCAGUGGGAGGCAAUGAAACGCUUGUUUGUCCUGUGCCACCAGAAGAUCUGUCCACUCAUAUACAGCAGCAUUCCCAGUCUCCCACUUCUGAUAGUGCAGAGUCAAUAGAACUUGUUAUUAAAAAGUCCAAUGCAUCACUGUCUUCAUUGACUGAUAAUAGAGUUGCAGGAGUUUCUGAUAAGCUUAGCCCCAACGUUUCUGGAAGAGGCAGAGGGAGAGGAGAAGACUUUUCAUGGAGGGGACAGAGGGGCCGUUGGUUCAGAGGUCAAGGUAACAAUAGCAAUCGAGGAAGAGGACGGGGAGAUUCCAGUAAUGUCUUCUAUAAAUACAACACAGAAAAGGAGAAACAGCAGCAGCUUGAAGAAUCUGCAACAAAUGUCUCCAUAAUCAUACAGAACCCCCAAGAGACCAUGAAAAGGGAUUAUAGUUCCCUGCCUCUGCUUGCUGCUGCCCCUCAGGUUGGAAAGUUGAUUGCCUUUAAGCUCCUUGAGGUGUCCGAAAAUUACACCCCAGAGGUCUCCGAGUACAAGGAAGGGAAGAUACUAAGUUUUGAUCCUGUGACAAAACAGAUUGAAAUGGAAAUUAUUUCACAGCAAACAAUGAGGAAGCCUGGAAAGUUUGAUGUUGUCUAUCAGUCGGAAGAUGGGGAGGAUAUUGUAGAAUACGCGGUGCCACAGGAGAGCAAGGUGAUGCUGAACUGGAACACACUCAUAGAGCCCAGGUUGCUGAUGGAAAAGGAAUCCCAAGUGCAGUGCUGACUUCCCCCUUGGACUUGCACAAAUGCAGUAGUCUGAUCCAAGGCCUGUCGCAUAGUCGUAUCAUGCGGAUACAAGAGAGCAAAAAGGCUGCCCUUCACAUGAUGCAAUUCUUAACUACUCUUCCUGUUUGCAGUGUGCACUUCCUGUGACAUGGCUGUGUUGCUGUGAGUCUGUCUGUCAUGCAUUCAGAGUAAAGUUCUGGUUCUGUGCUGCCUUAACAUUAAGUGCUAUACUACAGGCCAGGCACCGGCUGCCCAACUUCCUUGCCAGGAAAUUUACACAUUAAAUGGCAAAGGGACCACGGGCAGAACUGAUACGUACAUAAUAACUUCUCCAACUCAGCACUGUAUUGGACCCCUAGCUGUGCCACUGCUCGUUGGCACUCUGAGUGCACACUGCUCGACUGAGCCUACUGUCCUGUACAGAAUGUUUUAGAGUCCAAUUUUGUAAUAAAAUGAUUCAUGAUUUA